Rhopilema esculentum is the source of this 1596-nucleotide messenger RNA. RefSeq lists its product as uncharacterized. Gene Ontology annotation, cellular component: glucosidase II complex. NCBI's taxonomy places the organism in Eukaryota, Metazoa, Cnidaria, Scyphozoa, Rhizostomeae, Rhizostomatidae. The record is from RefSeq and is a predicted model, not a curated record. Gene Ontology annotation, molecular function: protein binding. Gene Ontology annotation, biological process: N-glycan processing.
GGAAAUGUUGUGAAUGUUGUUUAGGAUUAUUUGGUAAAUUGCUGCCUAAUACAAGAAGAAGACAGAUUUUGCCUUUCCUACCCAAUGUUAUGACAAGGCUACACUAUCGCAUGAGGAAAGUUGUUAUUAUUCUGAUAUGUGUUUCAUUCGCAGUGUCAUUGUUUAUCGGCUUUCGAUUGCAUACGAAUUUUCACCAGCACUUUCCCGACUUCCCGGUAGUUGAAAUUGUGCCUGAAAACCCAAACGAUUCUACAAGUAAAGCACAAGGAAAUAGGCCGAGUGGACGCCAGUCCUUUUUAGAUGUAGUCAACGAAGCAGCUAUUGAAAAAAGCAAAGAAAUACAUGAAUAUGCAAAGAAAAAAGCUUUCGAGAAGUUAGCACAUAUUGUGAAGAUUGAGAAACAUGUUCACCCAACAGGGGUGCCAAGAAACAAUAUAAAUAAAAGAUUGAGAGUGCUACGAGGAAUCAAAAUUGAUAGACCUAUCGAUGAACUGUAUGGAGUUGGUCCAGAAAUGUCUUCACAUUAUUCCAAACUCAAUGGGAAAUUCAAAUGUUUGGAUGGCAAGCAAAUAUUUCCACAGACUUACAUAAAUGAUAAUUUCUGCGAUUGUGAUGAUGGAAGUGAUGAGCCUGGAACAUCUGCAUGUGUCAAUGGCAGAUUUUUCUGCAAGGGAGACCAAACUUACAUCCUUUCGUCACUUGUGAAUGAUGGAAUUUGUGACUGUUGCGAUGGCACUGACGAGUGGCGCAAAAACAAGCCUGUUGGAUUUGUCUUACCUGAAAGAGCUGUAAAGCAAUAUGCGCCAUGCAAAAAUGUAUGCAGUUGAUAAACAAAUUGUCUUUGGUACUAGAGCUUUUCUAGAGAGAAGUCUCUACCGAAUAAUUUCUAACCGAAAAUUUCCUGAGUAAUUUUUUAUUUUUUGUAACCUUAUUUGUAAUGGACUAAAAAUCGACCAAUAAAGUUUUAGGUAAAUGUAAGGAAGUUUUCUCGGUAUUUUUUUAGAAUGAGAUAACUGGAUAACAACACAUAUUAUAGCACAAAUCACAUUAGGCAUGUUUACAAGUCAAUCAAACAAUUGGCACAUUUAGACCGUUUCUUAGAGUCCAUGCAUGUGUGACAUGUACAAAAAAUUUCAAGCUUUGAACCGUAGAGCUAUUAUUUUUAAUGGAAUCAAGCCAUUAGACCCUAUCAAUGUAUGAUAUUUGCAAGGUUCUAACUAUAUUUAUAGCUAGGAAAAUUAAUCGUUCCAUUACACUAUCAAGUCUCUCUUGGGAAACAAAUUGUGGGCGUAAAAUAUCCCCAGCGUUACAUGGCUGUUCUUAUUCAAAACUUCUUUAUUACUUUAAAUAUUAACAAAAUAAAAUGAUAGAACUAUUACUUCAUCAUGAUAUUAAUAUUUCUGUUUAUGCCCACCCAUAGAAUUUUGUGUUUCGUCCAUAAUAAAUUCUGUGACACGGCAUAUCGCCCGCAUUUCCAAUAGAGGCCUGAUUCGUUUAAAGCUAAAACAUCCUUGGCAUCGUUUGUUGCAUGUUCAGCAUUGACUCUUUUUCUUACAGUUGUCGCUUUAAAUUUUCAUUAACGAUCAUUAUUGCCAA